Nicotiana tabacum (common tobacco) is the source of this 408-nucleotide messenger RNA. The record is from RefSeq and is a predicted model, not a curated record. Lineage: Eukaryota; Viridiplantae; Streptophyta; Magnoliopsida; Solanales; Solanaceae.
AUGACCAACCCACAAGACAAUCCUGGAACUCCUCCACCACCCACUCCCUAUAAUUCAUCUACACCUCCUCCACCUAGUACAUCUCCCAAACCCAGGCUGAGAAGGGUGAAAAUGCUUGCUCGGAAAACAGUAGCGUCUGGAGCUCUCAAAAAGAAAUUAAAUGAGAUAUUAAAGCCAAGUGAGGUAGAAGAGAGUGGCAAGAAGUCAAGGGGAAGUAGUUCUAGUGAAGCUGCUGAAGGGUUACUUAAUCUAAGCACACAAGGAGAUGAACCUGGUUCAUCUACUGAAGUAACCCUAGCAGACCUGUUGAAAAAGGUUGUGGGAAGAGCUACAAGAAGCAGGGUGAAGCAGAGUAAGAGUGAUCUCCAAAAGGCUUUAGCUGAGAGUAAGAAAAAAAAGUUGGCUUAA